GUCUAUUCCUCCAAUUUUAUUUAUAUCAACAACUCUUAUCUUUGAUUUGCUUCCACUCGAACUGUUUAUUUGCAAGUUCUUCACGAUUCCUAGGCUAAUUUUCGUGCACAAUUUGCACUGGCGUUAGCCAUUGUUUUUGUUUAUUUUCUGAUCACCAACUGUUCGAUAAAAAUCCCCAAUGAAAACAUUUGUAGUGUGAGAGAGCCCUUUUAAUGGAAUCCGAAUUUGAUAAAAGUGAACCUGAGCUGUAUGCUCAUGAAACUAUCUCAACUGCCUGAAGCUAGAAGAAGAAGCACCUGCAUACAAAGAUCAAUAGCACACAACAAUGGCAGACUAUCACUUUGUGUACAAAGAUGUUGAAGAUCUCGAAGAUGAUCUAGAUGAUGACCGAUUCCUCCAAGAAUACAGGAGAAAGAGAUUAGCAGAGAUGAAGAAAGUGGUGAAAAUUGCAAAGUUCGGGUCAAUCAUACCAAUUUCCGGAUCGGAUUUUGUGCGUGAGGUGGUACAAGCACCACCGGAUGUGUGGGUGGUGGUUAUAUUAUACAAAGACGGGUACCCUGAAUGUGAUGUCCUAAUGCAAUGUCUGGAAGAACUGGCAACAAUGUAUCCCGCCACAAAAUUCGUUAAAAUUAUAUCAACCGAUUGCAUUCCGAAUUACCCGGAUCGUACUCUCCCCACUGUGUUAGUUUAUAAUAAUGGUGCUGGGAAGGCAAAUUAUGUAGGUUUAUACACUUUUGGUCAGAGAUGCACGCCUGAAGGUGUUGCUAUGGUUCUGUGCCAGUCGGAUCCUGUGCUUAACGAUGGCCAAAAUGAAGGUGAAGCGUCUAGAGAAGCUGUUCUUGAAGGCGUGAGGAAGAGGUUUAUCGAGAAAGUGAUAUCACAGCAUGAAAAUGAUGAUGAUGGGUCUUCGAGUGACUAGAAUCAUGGUCUUUUUUUUUUUUUUUUUUUUUGUGUUGAAUCUUAGGUUGUUGGUACAAUAUUUAAUAUUUGUGUUACUUUUUUUUUUAUUUGUGUUACUUCGUGUUAUGGACUGGUUUCUGUUUUGUUGUUCUGCCAUUGUGUGCUUCGUUUUUGGUUAUUAAAAUGAAGCAUCCGCAAGUA
Helianthus annuus (common sunflower) is the source of this 1101-nucleotide messenger RNA. Its product is annotated as phosducin-like protein 3. NCBI's taxonomy places the organism in Eukaryota, Viridiplantae, Streptophyta, Magnoliopsida, Asterales, Asteraceae. The transcript is spliced from 5 exons. The record is from RefSeq and is a predicted model, not a curated record. Gene Ontology annotation, cellular component: cytoplasm. Bases 326 to 919 code for a protein of 197 amino acids. Gene Ontology annotation, biological process: protein folding.